UUUAAUGGAAACCAACUGAUACUUUUGACGUUUGCUUUCAGCUUUCAUCUUUAGUAAAGAGCUUCAAUGGCGGCAACUGUUCAUCUUCAGAUGCUUUCUUAAUUAUGGAGCAACUAACCUCCAACAAUAUUCUUAAUCUUGCUUGAAUCUCCCCCAACGCUCUGAAAGUGAAGAAACCAUCCGUUUUACUGAUUCCAUCCUCUCUUUUUUCUUCUUCAAUCUCCAAGCAUGAAAACGACUUUGGAAAUUUCAACAACAUUGUCCUUAUAAAACCAACAAGGUAGAAUUUGAAAUUCCUCUCUCUCUCUCUCCCUGUUUCUAUUUAGGGUUUCCUGAGUGCCGCCAUUGCUGGAAUCUCUGCUCUAGUGGCUCGCAAUUGAGGUUUCCUUGCUUGGAUUGCGUCCUCGUAGGAUGAUUUAUAUGGCAAAUAUUGGUGAAGAUGAGCUUGAAUGGAUUGAAAAAGUGAGAUCAGGAGGGACUAUUCCACUUCGUGGUGUAGAUGGUAACUACUCAAAUUGUUGGAGUUCUCCACAUGGAGACAAGUUCCUAGUGAGAGGUCCAGAGUACUUUUCAACAAAGGCAAAAGUUCCUGCAGGCGAAUCCCUUCUAAAACCUCUUGGUUUCGACUGGAUAAGAAGCUCUGCAAAGAUUGGAGAGAUCUUAAACCAUCCGAACAGCCGUGUCCAGAAGGCCAUAAAGGAUUCGUUUCCUACAGGUCCAAGGCCUUUUAUCUGGGCAUUUAAUCUACAACUUCCAAGCAAAGAGAACUACAAUCUUGUUUCUUAUUUUGCAUCAAUAGAGCCCCUUCCCAAAGGCUCUUUAAUCGACCAGUUCCUGAAAGGCGAUGACCACUUCAGAAACUCAAGGCUUAAACUAAUUGCUGAUGUUGUCGAAGGCCCUUGGAUUGUCAAAAAGGCUGUCGGCGAGCAAGCAAUCUGCGUGGUUGGGCGUGUUCUUUCGUGUAAAUACAUCGUAGGGGACAACUUUUUUGAAGUUGAUAUCGACGUGGGAUCGAAUAUCAUGGCAAAGGCCGUGUUUCAUCUGGUGUUUGGUUACUUCACAACUUUAACAGCUGAUAUAGCCUUUCUUAUUGAAGGAAAAACAAAGGUUGAGGUUCCUGAAAGAAUUUUAGGGUGUUUUAGGUUCUCUGAGCUGAACCCUUCUUCAGCCAUGCCAAUGGAACCAUCUAAUUCCAUGGGGAGUGAUGCUACCAACACUAAUUUGCAAACUUCUAUGACUACAAGACUGUGGAAAUCAAUUCGCUAAGGUAUGCCCUAACUUAUUAUACCAUUUCUCAUUCAAGUAAUUGGAUGUAGGAUAAACAUUGUCAUGCAAAAUUGAGAGUAGAAUAUGUAAGAACUGAUAAAUUUGAUGUUAAAUGUGUAAUUUAAUACACAAUGUAUGUGUCAUUUUUCUUUCUUUUAUCUAAAAUUGUGAAUUGAUAAAGUGGUAAGUCUACUUCGUUUGAUUUGACCAUUUGCAGCUUA
This is a messenger RNA of Cucumis sativus (cucumber), 1487 nucleotides long. RefSeq names its product protein ENHANCED DISEASE RESISTANCE 2. NCBI's taxonomy places the organism in Eukaryota, Viridiplantae, Streptophyta, Magnoliopsida, Cucurbitales, Cucurbitaceae. The record is from RefSeq and is a predicted model, not a curated record. The transcript has 2 exons. Bases 412 to 1266 code for a protein of 284 amino acids.